This is a messenger RNA of Xylaria bambusicola, 1995 nucleotides long. RefSeq lists its product as uncharacterized. Bases 318 to 1871 code for a protein of 517 amino acids. NCBI's taxonomy places the organism in Eukaryota, Fungi, Ascomycota, Sordariomycetes, Xylariales, Xylariaceae. The transcript has a single exon. The record is from RefSeq and is a predicted model, not a curated record.
AUAAUGGUGAUCAGCACUUCUAUUUCAAUCAUUGUCACUGCUACCUGGAAGCGCCGUGGGUCAAUCCUCAACGCCUUUCUACACUGAUCUUGGUUCCUGUCUCACCAACUACUUUGAUACAACGUUCUUCCGGGCCGGAAGAACAAUUUCACAUCCUUUUCUCCAUUACGUCAACUUCCCUCAUCAGGCUUCCAUCCCUACCAACCCGAUUUGAGCGUCUUCUUGAAGCAAACAGCUUUCCUCACGCGUACUUGAUGUCUUAACAUCUCGAAGCCCAAACCGAAAAAAUUGCGCUCAGUAGACUGUCAACUCAAACCAUGUCCGCAAACCCAGAUCUCUCGCUGCCCAUGGAGGCACCAUCAUCGCUGGCGCAAUACCGCGCUCAGCAGUCCGCGAGUUAUAAUCCAACCGCUCUCUACACGCUGGUAGAUAUGACAGAUGACGAGCUUGCAGACUUCAAGCGCGAAUGCGAGGCAGCAUGUGUCGAAACCGGCAGCGAGCGGGGCAGCUGUGUGCGUCUUGCCCCGCAGGCGCGGUUUGUCGGCCAACCUCUGCGUGCUGUGUUUGACUACCAUCUUGAGUUGGCAAAGCAGAUCACGUACGAGUCCGAGUAUUUCAUCGCGGCUGUUGAUAAGGACUGGCGCGCCAGGGGCGUCAUCCUCGUCACUCUGAACGAUGACAAUGACUUGUGGCGUGUUCAAUCCUAUCGCACCAAGGCUGCCGAUGCAGGCUUGACUGUGAUUAACCUGCAGAUUGGAAACACGGGUUGGGACGAAGAGCGAGAUUCCUGUGAGAUAUCUCCAGAUAGUGACGAUGAAGAUGAUGCAAAUAAUGAUUCCAAUGAUAAUGACAACAACGACAACCAAGAUGCCGACGACGACAACGACGAUGGGCCACCAGCGCCUGUCAAAAACAUUCCUCUGGGUUACUACAUCCCUAUCUAUAUUCACUCGGGCCUGUCUGAAGAGAAAGUUGUUGAGAAGCUAGAGCCAGCAUUCAGACAUAAGUCUCCCGAGGACUAUGCUUGCCGCAUCCAAGCCAGACUCACGCCCACAUCCCCUGAAUUCAACACAACAGCUACCGAUGGCCUUAUUCAAAAGGCCGUUACCCUACAUCCAUUACGCUGCUCAAAGAACAAAUAUCUGCAGAAAGCCUAUAUUCUCGUCAUCGAUACGCCCGACCCAGUAGAGAACGGCAUGUUAAUGGUCAAGGUUCCACCGUGGGACUCAGACGCAACAAAGAAGACAGACGUACUCAAGAUCGGCGAGCAAUUGGCCCGAACAAACAUUGAAAACAUCCGCAUCCCUUAUUCCUGCCAUGAUGGCCUGCAGACGCGCUUCCUAAUCCUAUGCAAUGGCGAUGCUGACUGGCCAUCGCCGGAUGUGCGCGCCCAGCCCGUCUUUGUGGCGUUCCAGUACGGCACACACGGCAAGGACCUAGGUUUCGGCUGGAACCUAAUGGAUCCCAGAGCUUCCAAGCGAAAGCCCGGCGAGGAACGGCUUGUGUAUACACCCGAGCAGGUCAAGCCCCGGCCGUCCGGUCGGGGUAUGGAGAGGAUAGAGUGGAAUUUCAACGAGGCUGUAAAGUACUUCCCUUGGUUCUGUGUACAGAAGCGCUUUAUUGAGGGGCUGGAUACCACGUUCUUCAUCUGCGUGGAGGGAGAUGAUGCCGCUGAGACAGGGGUGCUCUUGGUGCGGCGGAAAUGGGACGGGAACCUGUGGGGUAGAACGCGUGACGAGCUACUCAGUUUGCCCAUCGAGGGGGCAAGGGGUGCGGUUGUGCCUAUUAAGGACGCACUUGGCCUUCUCGAAAAGGGGAGAAAAGGCGAUACAGAGGGCAUGAGCGAUGGCUUGAAGGAGUUCUUCUCAUGAUCCCCUAUUUCUGGUAAUUAUAGAUAGACUCCUAGGCCCCAAAGUCAUGCGCAGAUCCAGCUUAACAGAUGCAUAAAGUAGAAGAUCUUAGACCAAAGACAAGGGAACGCUAUAAUUAUAGCCG